Molecule: messenger RNA, 1194 nt
Organism: Psilocybe cubensis
Lineage: Eukaryota; Fungi; Basidiomycota; Agaricomycetes; Agaricales; Agrocybaceae
Exons: 1
Coding region: 1-1194 (397 amino acids)
Biological process (GO): pantothenate biosynthetic process
Cellular component (GO): mitochondrion; cytoplasm
Molecular function (GO): NADP binding; 2-dehydropantoate 2-reductase activity
Source: RefSeq, a predicted model, not a curated record
AUGCAUAUACAUAUUCUCGGUAUGGGCCCAGUGGGCUGUCUUCUGGCCCACCAUAUCCGCCAAAUUCUUCCACGCUCGCAUAUUAUAAGCCUAAUUCACAAAACCCAUGCUCAUCGCUUGGAAUACAUGAAAAGGGGAUCAUUAGAAGUGGAGCGGAUGGGUGUUGUCUCUCGUACAAAUAAAUUUCUUCACGAAGACUUCAUGGAAAGCCCUAAUCUACCGCCUCAUCCUGCUGCUUCCCAAUAUCUCAGCCCUCUUUUGCGCACUCCGAUAGAAUCUCUUUUCGUCGCGAUCAAAGCUCAACAUACAGUCAGUGCCAUUCAGGCACUUGUACCUAGACUGUCUCCCAGUUCGACCAUUGUCUUAAUGCAAAACGGAAUGGGAAUCUAUGAACGCUUGGUGCAUGAGGUAUUCCGCAAUCCUGCCCAACGUCCGCAUUUUAUUUUGGCUUCAAACACCCACGGCGCAUUCAUGACUGAUCCAUAUCAUGUUAUUCAUGCUGGUGUAGGAUCUAUCGAGUUUGGUAUCCCUCCAGCUCGAGGGAGAAACUAUGAAGCAGGCCUCCAGGAUACAGAACUUCCCAAAGAAGAACGUAGGCUGCGGCUUUCCGACAUCACUCGACCUACUGAUCCGGACUUUGAGCAAUACAAAUCCUUACGAGAAGCUGUUGCUGUCUUGCUUCUCACUAAAUCACUGAACGUUUCAUGGAGGCCUUUCUCUGAAUUGGAUCUAGCCAUGAAGAGAAAGGUGGUUGUGAAUGCGGUUCUUAACCCUCUGACAUCAAUAAUGGGGUGCAAGAAUGGUGAUCUUUUUGCCCAUAAACCAGCUAUUGAUCUUCUUGAACAAGUAUGCAAUGAGGCAUCGUCAGUUUUCUUGGCUCAACACACGUUGGAGAGUGGUCAGCAAAUGCAGGCAGAGGGUAUAAACUUCACGGAACAUGAUAUUCCUCCACUAUCAAAGUCCUUAUCUAGCGAAUCUUUGAAGAACGACGUAUUGCAAGUGGCAGCCCUUACCCGAGGCAACAUUUCAUCUAUGUUACAAGAUAUUCGACGUGGGAGAGAGACCGAAAUCGAAUAUAUCAACGGUUAUUUGGAAUCUUUGGGUCGACAAUUGGAUGUAGAAACACCAACAAUUUCGUUGCUUCGAAAACUUGUUGAGCUGAAGCUCGUGUUACCAGAGGAAUCAACAAUAUAA